AUGAUAACUACUUACUGAUAAGAAUAGAGACUGUUAAUUACGGUAUUGUGAUUUGUGUACACGUUGAUUGAUAAAGCAAUGCGGCAUAGUCAAAACCUCAAACCUGUAAUUGCAUCAUUCUGAAUUUGUUGGAAAUUAAUGCGUUCAAAAUUACUGUUAAACACUUAUUGUUCCAUAACCUUCGGCAUACAUUCAGUACGUGGAAUUAGACUACCUUUAUAUCAAAAACCAAGUAAGAAAAAAAUGGCGCAAAAAGAAGGAAAACAGUCUCAGGUUUCAGAAAUGAAACCUUGGCCAGCCUAUAUUGAGGAACGUUUAAAAUUAUGGGACAAACUUAAAGAGCAGUAUACUAAUGAACUUGCUAGCAAACCUAGAGAACCUAUAACUGUAACAUUUCCUGAUGGAAAAACGGUUGACGCUAAGGCAUGGCAAUCAACACCAUAUGAAGUAGCUAAAGGCAUUAGUCAAGGACUUGCCGAUAACACGAUUAUUGCCAAGGUAAAUGGAGAACUGUGGGAUUUGGAUAGACCUUUGGAGAAAGAUUGCACUCUGCAUUUACUUAAAUUUGGAGACGACGAAGCUCAGCAAGUGUUUUGGCAUUCAUCAGCACACGUCUUGGGUGAAGCAAUGGAAAGAAUUUAUGGUGGUUGUCUAUGCUAUGGACCACCUAUUGAAGAAGGCUUUUACUACGAUAUGUUUUUAGACAACAAACAAGUGUCAAAUUUUGAUUUUCCUAUUGUUGAAGGCUUAGUAAAAACUAUUUUGAAAGAUAAACAACCAUUUGAAAGACUUGAAGUAAGCAAGGAAGAUCUUUUAGAAAUGUUCAAGUAUAACGAAUUUAAAGUAAGAAUACUAAAAGAAAAAGUAAAAACUCCAACAACUACUGUGUAUCGAUGUGGACCUCUGAUCGAUUUAUGCAGAGGACCACACGUACGCCAUACUGGAAAAGUUAAAGCAUUUAAAGUGAUCAAGAAUUCUUCUACAUACUGGGAAGGAGAUUGCAAAGCUGAAACGUUACAACGCAUUUAUGGAAUUUCAUAUCCUGAUAACAAGCUAAUGAAAGAAUGGGAAAAGUUCCAAGAGGAAGCUGCAAAAAGGGAUCAUCGUAAAAUCGGAAGAGAACAAGAGUUAUUUUUCUUCCACGAACUAAGUCCCGGUUCAUGUUUCUUUCAACCAAAAGGCGCAUAUAUUUACAAUACUUUGGUUGAAUUUAUCAAAAGUGAAUACCGUAAGCGUGGAUUCCAAGAAGUAGUUUCGCCUAAUAUUUACAAUGUUAAAUUGUGGCAAACAUCUGGCCAUUGGGCACAUUAUGCUGAAAAUAUGUUUUCAUUUGACGUUGAAAAAGAGACAUAUGCACUGAAACCAAUGAAUUGCCCUGGUCAUUGUUUGAUGUUCGACCACCGUAACCGAUCGUGGAGGGAACUCCCGCUUAGAAUGGCCGAUUUUGGUGUUCUGCAUCGAAAUGAGUUAUCGGGAGCUUUGACUGGAUUAACUCGAGUAAGGCGUUUUCAACAAGAUGACGCCCACAUAUUCUGUACUAAAGAUCAGAUUGGUCAAGAAAUUGUAAGCGCCCUAGAUUUCUUACGACAUGUUUACACCGUGUUUGGAUUUUCAUUCAAUUUGCGUUUGUCUACGAGACCAGAAAAGUAUUUGGGAGAACUAGAAAUGUGGAAUAAUGCCGAAAAACAACUCGAAGACAGCUUAAACUCAUUUGGUGAACCAUGGAAAUUAAACCCUGGAGAUGGAGCAUUCUAUGGUCCUAAAAUUGAUAUCACUAUUUCUGAUGCACUAAAACGGCAACACCAAUGUGCUACUAUUCAGCUAGAUUUCCAACUUCCUAUUCGUUUCAACUUAUCAUAUAUUGGUGAAACCGGAGAAAAAAUUCGUCCUGUAAUUAUACAUCGGGCUAUAUUUGGCUCUGUUGAAAGAAUGAUUGCUAUUUUAACUGAAUCUUUUGCUGGUAAAUGGCCAUUCUGGCUGUCUCCUCGACAGCUCGUUGUUAUACCAGUUGGACCACAAUUUGACGAGUAUGCAGAAAAAGUAAAAAAAGAAAUUUAUGAGUCCGGUUUUAUGUGCGACGUAGAUGUUGAUCAUGGUGACACAUUAAACAAGAAAAUCCGUAAUGCACAAUUGGCUCAGUACAAUUUUAUUCUUGUGGUUGGAGAUAAAGAGAGGACAGCUAAUACAGUAAAUGUCCGUACUAGAGAUAACAAUGUUCAUGGAGAAUUUAGUAUUGAAGAAACUAUUCAAAGGUUGCAAAAGUUAAAAAUUUCCAAAACUAACAACAGCGAAGUAGAAUUCUAAUUUAUAAUAAUUUUCUAAUUAUAAUAAAAUACUAUUAAAUUUGUAAGCAACGCCUGUUUUAAAAUUGUAUAAUUCUUCUAAAUACAUUCAUAGCUGGAUCAGUAGUAA
Molecule: messenger RNA, 2412 nt
Organism: Adelges cooleyi (spruce gall adelgid)
Lineage: Eukaryota; Metazoa; Arthropoda; Insecta; Hemiptera; Adelgidae
Gene: ThrRS
Product: threonine--tRNA ligase 1, cytoplasmic
Exons: 16
Coding region: 139-2304 (721 amino acids)
Biological process (GO): threonyl-tRNA aminoacylation
Cellular component (GO): cytoplasm
Molecular function (GO): ATP binding; threonine-tRNA ligase activity
Source: RefSeq, a predicted model, not a curated record